AUGGCUGCCGUGACACGUGUCCCUUUCCCCAAUCCAAUUUCAAUUGCCACCCAUAAAUGUGUACACUCCAUUAGUCGCCCUAGGCUACCAGAAUUAUCCGCCAUUUUUCCUUUAAAUGCCAAAAAAUUGAGGAGAUUUUCGGUGGUCGCGAUGGCUGAUUUAAGUAAAAGCACUGUUCUUGUUACAGGAGCUGGUGGCAGAACUGGCCAAAUUGUUUAUAAGAAACUGAGAGAGAGGUCGGACCAGUAUGCUGGUAGAGGAUUGGUAAGAACUCAGGAGAGCAAGGAAAAGAUUGGCGGAUCAGAUGAUGUUUACAUUGGGGAUAUAAGGACAGCAGAAAGCAUUGCUCCAGUAAUCCAAGGUAUUGAUGCCCUCAUAAUUCUCACAAGUGCGGUGCCAAAGAUGAAACCCGGGUUUGACCCAUCAAAAGGUGGCAGGCCUGAAUUCUACUUUGAAGAUGGAGCAAAUCCUGAAGAGGUUGACUGGAUUGGGCAAAAGAAUCAGAUAGAUGCUGCCAAAGCUGCGGGAGUGAAGCAAAUUGUAUUGGUUGGAUCAAUGGGAGGAACAGAUCUAAACAAUCCCCUAAAUAGCUUGGGAAAUGGAAACAUAUUGGUAUGGAAGAGAAAGGCGGAACAAUAUUUAGCUGACUCCGGAAUUCCAUACACCAUUAUUAGGGCUGGUGGCUUGCAAGAUAAAGAAGGAGGUGUAAGAGAACUGCUUGUUGGAAAAGAUGACGAACUCCUUAAGACUGAAACGAGAACUAUUGCCAGAGCAGAUGUUGCAGAAGUCUGCAUUCAGCCUCUUUACGGCUAUCACCAUCCCAACCCCAGGUUCUGA
Messenger RNA from Fraxinus pennsylvanica, 837 nucleotides. The record is from the annotation of a GenBank genome assembly. Lineage: Eukaryota; Viridiplantae; Streptophyta; Magnoliopsida; Lamiales; Oleaceae.